This is a messenger RNA of Pseudozyma flocculosa PF-1, 858 nucleotides long. RefSeq lists its product as uncharacterized. Gene Ontology annotation, molecular function: procollagen-proline 4-dioxygenase activity; L-ascorbic acid binding; iron ion binding. The transcript is spliced from 4 exons. Gene Ontology annotation, cellular component: endoplasmic reticulum. The record is from RefSeq and is a predicted model, not a curated record. Lineage: Eukaryota; Fungi; Basidiomycota; Ustilaginomycetes; Ustilaginales; Ustilaginaceae. The coding region runs from base 1 to 858 and encodes 285 amino acids. Gene Ontology annotation, biological process: peptidyl-proline hydroxylation to 4-hydroxy-L-proline.
AUGGCAAAGACAAAGAACAAGGGCGCUGCCGCCGGGGCCGCAACCGCCACCACCACUACCACCACCAGCAACCGUACCGCGAGCACGGUCGCAAAAUCACAGCCGGAUCCGGCCAGGCUCAACGCUGCUGCCGUACACUGGCCCCGGCUUGACCUCAGCACACCCCAAGUCGAGCAUCUCGUCGAUAACCAGAUUGUCCUCUUGCGGAACGCCCUCUCGCACAAGACCUGCCGAGCCCUCAUAUCCCUCUUCCACCACCCCUCCACGUCGUCUCCGUUCUCCUCUGCCCAUGCCGCCACCGCAACUCAUGCGCUUCUGCCCUCGCCGCCGGCAAGAAAGGGCGAGGCGCAACGCACCAAUGCACGCUUCUCGAUCGACGAUCUCGCCUUUGCGCAGCAGCUGUAUCGCCAGAGCGGCAUAAAGCAGCUCGUCGAGCAGUUCGAGCCUCACAGAUGGCAGGAGCCCGAUGGCAGAACACCAAAGGGUCUUCUGAGCAACAUCAGGAUCUAUCGCUACGCUCCCCUCGAGCUCUUCGGACCGCACUACGACUCGGCAUCCCAGGAUCCGCACACAGGCCAAAGGACAGAGUGGACCGUCCUCUUCUACCUUACGGGCAAAGAGGACGGCGUCGUCGAUGGCGAGACCGUCUUCUACCAUGGUCACUCGACCGUCACCAAGAGUGCCAGGUCGAAGCGGAGCGGCGAAGCGGAACCCAUCGUCACUCCCCUCGAGCGUGGGAUGGCGGUGCUCCACCGCCACGGAAAGGCAUGCAUGCUCCAUGAAGGUCGGCCGCCGGGCAAGGCGAGCAAGGAGGCCAAGUGGGUGUUGCGAUCUGACCUCGUGUUUGGCGGCAACUGA